GAAAUUGAGUUUCUGGAAAAAAAAACCCCUCCAAAAAUGAAGUCAAAUGGCGAGGAGCUGUAGUGUCUUUUUUAUCCGUAGUGGUUUCACGGUAAUUGACGGUGUGGUUAAGUCAAAGAUGUCGGCUCCACCCGCCGAAUCGCUUCACAUGUCGACGCCGAGUUUUGUGGGGUGUGCUUCAGCCGGGCGCCGUUUCCCCUGUCGCCACGUUCCACCUUUGCUGAGCCGACACAGUUUAAUGUCCCCGGCGGAGACUUUUGAAUGGAUAUCCCUUUGUCAAGAUGGCGGCCGUGCGUGGUUCAUUUUUCCCGACCGAAGUGGUCAGCCCAGAGAGUUACCAGACAAAUGGCAGCAUGACAUGUUCGAGGAGCAUGUUGGUGGACGCAGAAGCCAACCCGCAGAGGCUGAACGAAGUGUAGAAAGUAGUGGAAAGCUGCUGGUUUCCAACCUGGACUUUGGCGUCUCUGAUUCGGAUAUCACGGAGCUGUUUUCAGAGUUUGGGCCUUUAAAAAAAACGACGGUACACUACGACCGCUCUGGCCGCAGUAAAGGGACAGCAGAUGUUCACUUUGAAAACAAGGCAGAUGCACAAAAAGCCAUGAAGCAUUAUAACGGAGUCCCACUUGAUGGCCGCCCCAUGAAAAUCCAGCAAGUGACGUCAGAGGUCGAGUCACACAGUAGACAAUCGACGCAAAGUUCAACCGGAGGUUUUGACCGGAGCAGACUCGGUCAACCCACGUUUGAAAGGAGGGAACGGCCUGAAAAGAGGCAAGGUGGCAGCAGUGGAGGUUACAGAGGUCGUGGCAGAGGAAGUGGACGAGGAAGAGGAAGUGGAAACAGACCCCAACUUUCUGCAGAGGAGUUGGAUGCCCAGUUGGACGCUUACAACGCCAAGAACCAGAUGGACACCAGUUAGAACCACAGAAGAUGCUGUUCCUGUUCCCAUUUUUAAACUUUUUGGACAUAAAUGAUCAGGUCAAUCUGAUAUGGUGGAUCGGACUUUAUUGUAGCCAUUUUAUUAUAUGGACCAUUCUAUUCUUUUGAUUUUUUUAGCAAUGUGCUCUGGGGCAGUUUUAUGUUUUGAGGAUUUUUCUCUUAGACCACCAGCUCGUUUGCUCUUUUCCACAUGUAUGGACAAUUACCUAAAAGAUCGUGUUUUUGUUUUUUUUAAUUAUCAUUUUUAUUGUCAUUUAAACCUGAUUCAGUGGUUUGACAGGCGGUGUAAUGUACUGAUAAAAUGUUUAUGUACAUAAAUUCAGUCCCUUGGUACUGUAUACUCAACGUGAUGAACUUGUUUCAGAGGGUUUUGUAUAUAAAUACAUUGUAUUCUA
Molecule: messenger RNA, 1331 nt
Organism: Scophthalmus maximus (turbot)
Lineage: Eukaryota; Metazoa; Chordata; Actinopteri; Pleuronectiformes; Scophthalmidae
Product: THO complex subunit 4
Exons: 6
Coding region: 47-916 (289 amino acids)
Biological process (GO): mRNA export from nucleus
Cellular component (GO): nucleus
Molecular function (GO): mRNA binding
Source: RefSeq, a predicted model, not a curated record